Truncatella angustata is the source of this 1641-nucleotide messenger RNA. RefSeq names its product Sds3-like-domain-containing protein. Gene Ontology annotation, biological process: negative regulation of transcription by RNA polymerase II. Lineage: Eukaryota; Fungi; Ascomycota; Sordariomycetes; Amphisphaeriales; Sporocadaceae. The transcript has 2 exons. Bases 1 to 1641 code for a protein of 546 amino acids. Gene Ontology annotation, cellular component: Sin3-type complex. The record is from RefSeq and is a predicted model, not a curated record. Gene Ontology annotation, molecular function: histone deacetylase binding.
AUGGCAACCGCCGACACUUCUCAGUCGACCUUAACAGGUCCUUCACACAAGUCAAAUCGAGCACAGUCCCCUCCUGCUCAAUCCAAGCGAGAGCGCAAGAAGCAGCUGAUACAGGACAAACUUGUGGCAUUGGAACGAGACAUGAGCCGCGACCGCGAUCGGAGUUAUAGAGAAGAGCUACAGAAGAUCCAAGCCGAUGUUCACCUAGUCUCCAGAGUUGACCCAUACUCGGACCGUCCCCUUGAUGAAAUCGACAGAGAACUCCAAGAAGUAGCACAAACAAAUGCCAACGGCGCAACAGACCGCACCACCAGGACCUUGCUGGAAAUGGCAGGACCCUCUUUCCAGGAAUGGGUUGAGCACGUCAAAGACAUGCUCGAGGUUCGUGAUUACGAACUGACGUCCCAGAAGCACGAGCACGAAGCGAGAACUCUCAUGCACCGCAAUACCUAUGCCUAUAAAGUUGAGGUCGCUAAGCGAGAACACCGAGCGCUGUCAGCAACUCUGAAGGAUCGACUCAUGAAUGCCAUCACCACCAAGAAACUACGACUGAGCCGAGAAAAAGAAGCACUCGACGUCUCCGAGAGUUCAGCCUUAUUUCUACACCCCAAUCAAUAUACCCUCACAAACCCUGCGAGCCCUGGCGGUACCCAUUCGAAACGGACGACGCGAUUACGAAGAGAAGCCGACGAAGCGGCUGGUCUUGCCGAUGGCAAGAAGAGAAAACGAAACGCCAUUGAUGACGAUGGCUCGCCCGUGCCCAUUCGCAGGGCGCUUGAUGCGGCCGGCACCACCCCACUCUGGCAGAAUGACCGAAUUCGAGCUGUUCGCCGAGAGGCUGGUCCAAUCUACAGCAUCGAUAAACUCUUCACCGACAAGGAGUUGUCCAUGAACUACAACAGUGCCGCAGUCGCAGCCUACAAGCACCUACUCACCCGAAGGGACGCCUCCGGCAAUCCACUACCGUCGCCUGAGGAGAGCGAGGCAGGAAAUGGCGAGCUGAAUGGAGAUGACAAGGAAGAUAUUGCUGCGCCCUCUAUGGAGCGCCAACCUUCACACCAGACUAGGAGCACCCGUACUCUCGGACAAAACUGGCUUGACGACAAGGUCUUGGGUAUUGAGGGCUUGACCAACUUUGACCUUCCCGGAAACCUAGAGAAAAUGGAUGCUCAGGAGCCCAGGCUGCCGCCUCUCAUUCACUCGCAGUACUCCAAGGCGUACGUCAAGUCCGAAUCAAACACCCCGACUUCUCUCGCGCAUGAUGACGUCGCUCAGGAUAUCCAUAUCAUGAAAGUCUUCAAAGCCUAUGGACAACAUAGAGGCACGGGCGCCAAUAUUGAUACUCCCAACGGUGGUCGAAGGUUGCUUGAGAACAUGAUCACACCGCAGCAAAAUGGCAGGCCAUUUGCUGCGUUCAUCCAAGGUCCACGGCCGCAUGUCGAUCAAAUAGCAGAUUCAUUAGGCGUUUCUGUUUCGUCUCUGCGGGACGAACCUGGCCCAGGUGCACUAGCCGGCCUGGCUCCAGGCAUUGCUACGGGCAGUCAUGCCUCACCUGCUGCCCCGCCCAUGUCUCGACAGAGUAGCUUUGGUGGUGUUACCAUGAGCAGGUCAGGCAGCGGAAGAGGCAGGAGGAGGGGCUAG